AUGAACGCCGAUGACGCCCGUGAAAUGCUCGCCGGCUCGCUGGGUGGGGCGAGUGCGACUGUGAUCGAAUACCCAAUGGACACCAUCAAGGUGCGCUUGCAGGACGAUGGAAAGCGCUACGGCGGCAUCCUGCAGUGCAUUCGCACCAUCGCGAAGGAGGAGGGAGCCGUGAACGGCCUCUUCCGCGGUCUGCCUGCUCCAGUGAUUGGUGCGGCGUGCGAGAACGCCAUUUUGUUCGUGUCCUACCGCCUGGCGAUUGACGAGUUUCAGAAAGUCACCUAUGGCCACUGUGAUCCGCCCAACCAGGAGCCGUACCUGGCGGUGUCGGUGGCGGGCGCCGCUGGUGGCGUUGUCGUUUCGCAGGUGCUUACCCCGGCGGAGCUCAUCAAGUGCAAAAUGCAAAUCCAGAAUACGCUUCCGGUAGACGAACGCAUCUACAAAAAUUCUCUCGACUGCGCCGCUGUCACGUACCGGCGCCGCGGCAUCUGCGGCCUGUUCCGUGGGCACACGGCGAUGAUGGUGCGCGAGGCCGUCGGCUGCGCGUUUUACUUUUUAGCCUUCCAGUAUGUUAUCCGCCUGUUCCUGUCAGAGGGGCAGAGGUUCCAUGAGGCGCCACCGUGGGUGCACUUCCUCGGUGGCGGGUGCGCUGGUGUCGCGUUCUGGACCUCUACGUACCCCGUCGAUGCCGUGAAGACGAAGCAGCAGACAAUGAAAGCUGACUAUCUGAAGCUGAAUUUUCGUCAGGCGUGCGCGCGGCUGUACAAGACGGAGGGCAUGCGCGGUCUUUUCCGUGGCUACAGCAUCACGGCAGUGCGGGCCUUUCCGGGCAAUGCUGUCCUGAUUGCUGUCUAUGAGCAGGUGAAUGCCCUCUGGGAGUAUUCGUUUAAGGCCUCCGGCAAGAAGCUGAUGUAG
Leishmania braziliensis MHOM/BR/75/M2904 is the source of this 912-nucleotide messenger RNA. Its product is annotated as putative mitochondrial carrier protein. The record is from RefSeq and is a predicted model, not a curated record. Gene Ontology annotation, biological process: transport. The transcript has a single exon. The coding region runs from base 1 to 912 and encodes 303 amino acids. Gene Ontology annotation, molecular function: transmembrane transporter activity. NCBI's taxonomy places the organism in Eukaryota, Euglenozoa, Kinetoplastea, Trypanosomatida, Trypanosomatidae.